This is a messenger RNA of Mucor mucedo, 3259 nucleotides long. RefSeq lists its product as uncharacterized. The transcript has 5 exons. Gene Ontology annotation, molecular function: lipid binding. NCBI's taxonomy places the organism in Eukaryota, Fungi, Mucoromycota, Mucoromycetes, Mucorales, Mucoraceae. The coding region runs from base 206 to 3259 and encodes 1017 amino acids. The record is from RefSeq and is a predicted model, not a curated record.
GGUAUGAGUUUAAAUCGUGUCAAUAGCUUCAAGUCGAAGUAAAAUGUAACACUAGUACGACAAAAGCAUAAAAAAAAAGGUGUAACUCAUUCUGUAUUAAAAGAGCGUCAAAAACAAUGAUGAUAUUGCCCAGAAUAAUACACAAUGCUUCAUAUCUUUUGGGUCGGCAUGGAUUAAAUAAUUUACUUUACUAUUUUAAACAAUAAUGACUAACCAUACCACCUCUCCUACUACUUCUGAUCCCCGUAAUACCCAUCAUGAAGUGUCUGAUACCCGCAACAGCCCAAAGUCCUCUCCUCGUCGUUCAGGAGAUCGCCAUGAUCUUCCUUUGAGUGAUUCGGAUCCAAAGGCCGCCAAACAAAAAGCUACCGAAGAAAAGCUUCAAAUGUUGAGCACUAUUCAAGCCAUGCAACAAGGAAAAAUGCCUCGGAACACUCAACUGAAUGAUCUCUUGAACAAAUUGAUUACCAACAAGGUCAUCUCUUCCAGAGAACAUAACAUGUCCCCCGACGGUAAAUUGCUCUUGAAUGAUUUCAGAAAGCUGUUAAAGACUGUUCAAAAAUCUUUGGCCGUUAAGAACAAAGAUGAGCUGUUUCAAUCUCUUGUCUAUCAUCUCCAUUGUAUGGAAUCACCUCUUUCAAAAGAUCAACUUGGUCAAACCAUCAAGGUAACUGACAAGAAUGUCGUUAAUGAAGAAGGAAAGCAAGGUUCCGAUGCAUUAUUCAAGAUCGGUAAAUUGAUCCUUCUCAACAAUGAAUUCCGUGCUCUCCUGGGUGAGUUGAUUGAUAUCUCCCAGGAAAUCUUCAGCAGUGUUUCAUCCAAGGUCGGGGACUCUCUUUCCAAUGCCGGCUCUGGUCUUCAAGAUGAUGAAAACCAUCCCAACAAGCGAGGCAAGAACUUUGUCGACAAGUAUCUUGACAAGGUCUUGGAUCAUAGCAAUAAGAAGAUGGAAAAUGAUCAUACUCGUGGUCUUACUCAACCCCAAGAGCCUAUGCAAGAUUCUCAUCAUCAUCGUACAUCACUUCAUGAUCAAGAACCUCGCCUUGUUAGCUCUCCUCAUGAUGAUCCCAGACAUCAAGGUCUUUUAAACACCGGCGAUUCUGUUCAUCCUAAUCUCAUUCCAGGUGGUUUCCCUGCAACUCCUUCCAUCGAAGGUCAAAAUGCUUUUGAUCAGAAUGGACAACAUGGCGCUUUAGGUCAACAACCUCCUCAUACCCAACCACAACAUGGUGUCUUAGGUCAACAACCUCUUCAUACCCAACAACACCAACAACAUAGUACUUUAGACCAGGACACUCUUCACAAUAACCAAGACCGUGGUAUCUUUAAUCACAAUAACCAACAUCAUGAACACGGUGUAUUGGGUAACCAUCAAACCACCAGUCCCGUUACACAUAUUGAUCCCCUUCAACAACAACAUGGUGAUCCUGCUUAUAACAACAACAAUGGAGGUACCAAUAACUAUCAACAAAAGCUUGAGAACAACCGUCUCUAUCAAAAUGCUCGUAAUGAAAUGUAUGAACAUAAGCAUCAUGCUCGUAACACCGUCAAGGAAAAGCUCCCUAAGGAAAAGCAAGAUGAAUUAAUUAGUCGACUCAAGCUAGCCAUUGCUCAAAUCCAAAAGCAUCCCGAAUACCAAGGUGCUAUCCAAACUUUAUUAAAGUUGUUGAAGGUGUGGACCACCCGUAUGACCCAAGUAUCCGAAGGUGUGAAGACUCAAGCAAGGGAAGGCGAUCAUCCUCAACAAGAUAACUAUCGAGAGCAAUCUGAACGUGAACUCAAGUCAAUUAUUGAAUGCUGGGCUCAAGGAUAUUCCAUUGAUCCUCUUCUCCAGGGUGUUCAACAAGUGAUGCGUGAUAUGCAAAACGAUCAAGAACUUCGUGAAUUUUACCAACAAGUGAUUCGAUACUCUGAUCGACUUGUGACUGAACCUGGAUAUGUUCAACGUGAAGAAUCUACGCAAGAAGGUAGACAAUUGAUGGAUGUGGGUAAUAGCAUGAUCAAGGGCAAAUACCGUGAAAACUUGAACUAUUUGUCGUCUGAAUCCCGCAAGAUUAUGAACUUGAUGGCGGAGGAUGAAAUCUCCAAGGAAUUGAACCAUCGUAUUGCUACUAUUCAUCAUGACCUUUGGAUGGACGGUGAAGGAAAUCCUGCUUUCAAGCCUCAUCUUUUAAAUGAUAUGAGAAUGACCUUGCUUCCCGCUUUAAUUGAUGAAAUCAAGUACAUCCCUGUCCCUCGUAUUGAUUAUAGUGAUCCUCAAUUUGACAUUGUGAUUGAAAACCUUGUGAUCUCUGGUGACAGUCUCUUACCUAACGUGUUUGAAACCAAGGUCGAAAGCUUUAACAGUUUCAGUCUCAAAUCCGACACCGAAUCCGCUCCUAGUCAUCAAAGCUUGCAUGUUCGUAUGAGUGAAAUCCAAGCUGAUAUCGAUGAUGUUGUCUUUUUUUAUAACAAGAAGACAGGUUUCCCCAAGUUGUCUGAUCGUGGUGUAGCCUCUUUAACUGUUGGCGGUAAGGGUAUCUCUAUCUCUCUUCGUAUCCAAAGUGUGGUCGACAACCCUGCCAAAACUUUCAAGGUCGCCUCUUGUAAAUGUAACGUGGAUAAUCUCAAGGUCAAGAUCCAAGAUAGUAACCAUAAUAUGUUGUAUAAGGCUAUCCAACCCUUGAUUCUGGGCAACAUACGAAAGCAAAUCGCCAAGGUGAUGGAAUUAAAGGUGACUGAAUUACUCAACAAGGCCGAUAGUAAGAUCACUCAAACGAUUGUUGAAAUGAACCAAAACCUUCAAAACAGAGCCUAUCAAGCACUCCCUGAACAUGAACAAAAUGCCACAAAGCCUCCUGCUCUCUCUCCCGCUCGUUCUCGUCCCGGAUUCUUCUCCACUGCUGUGAAAAUUAUCAAUAGUAACAUCAAGACCAAGGUUCAAAAACGUAAUGAAGCCAAGCGUAUGGAGCGUAUGUCCAUGUCUCAAGAUAGUCUCUCUUCUCAUUCCAAGACACAACUUGAAGGAGGUCGCCUCAACACACAUCCUGGUCAAUUCGAUGAGAAUUCCAUUGCUACAGAUCGUCAUCAUUAUAUUGCCAGUCCUCCUUUAUCCCCCACAUCAAAGGCCCAUAUGCCUACAACGAAUCAAUAUGGUGCUCAACCCACAGGCAACCAUGGUGCUGAUAUCUCUCCCAGCUCUUCUCAUUACAAGUUGGCUCAAGAUAUCCCUGAUGCGCAAUACAACCGUGCUGGUCAACAACCCCUUCAUGAUAUUUAA